UUUCACAUUAACAACAAAUGGCCAUUGAAGUUAACAUUACCCUUCGAAACAAGAAGGGACCUCACAUCACACCACAGCACCGAAAAAAAAGUCAAGCCCAUCAAUCUUUCAACUCAUUAUACAAUUAAGUAUCAAGAAACGGGGGUAAAAGGCACAGCUCUCUCUCCCCCAUUCCAUUUUCUCUGA
Messenger RNA from Bipolaris zeicola 26-R-13, 186 nucleotides. RefSeq lists its product as uncharacterized. The annotation marks the transcript as partial. The record is from RefSeq and is a predicted model, not a curated record. The transcript has a single exon. Lineage: Eukaryota; Fungi; Ascomycota; Dothideomycetes; Pleosporales; Pleosporaceae.